AGUAAUCAGAUGAGGAUAGAACGAGGUCACACGACAGCAGGGUAAAGUCGGCCCGCAUAAUGGUGAAGAUUUGGACUGGGUUGAGACUAAACUGACCCUAGAUCUGUGCACACUGCAACCCAAUAGAGCCGAUAACAGGUGCGCAGUUUAUAAAUUACACGCCACUUUCACUUGCACUGGCGAGCGAUUUGUCCUGGUGAUAUUGGGACCAUCUUCGUUAACGCAAAUCUGCAAUUUUGCUGAUUCACUUCAGAGGAAAUCAACAUGGGACGGUUACAUUUUUUCGUCCUCUGGUCGUUAAACGAUGCACCCCGUCAGUUUAUCAGCAAAUCCAAUCGCCAGUGCCACCAGGUCCAUGUUCCAUUGCCACUGCCCAAACAACUUGUUGUAUUCAGUCUUGGGGAAUGGCGGUUCUUAUCUAGCGAGACAACCAUUUCAGUUGAUGUUCUGGUUAGCCAGGACGUGAAACCGCAGAGGAUUGGUACAUUGUCAGACCAAACAAGGUGCUUGACUUGGGAGGGAGAUUGGAAUGCUGACCUUGUCCAAGAGGCAACAGAGAAAGGGAGGAGAGGAGUAUAUGGGAAGGUUUUGCUCACUGUUUGUGGAGAGAAUGAAGCCAGUUUCAACAGCAAUACUCCAUGUGUGCCAAGAAAACAUUCCAGCCCAGUUGAGCACAACAGCAAUCUCUCCCAUACUCUGCUCAACACCUCUGGGAGUCAGAGGAUUACAACCCCCAACUCCUCACAUCUAGGAGACAGCAUUUGCUAUGCCGAACUCAAAGCUAACAAGACAGAAAUCGAUGAUUCCACUUUAUCUGAGAAACCCUGUAUUUCGCUUACGGAUAAGACCCCCAGACGGACGGUGAUUGGGAAGAGGGGUCGCAUCGCGUGGAGCCCUGAAAUGAUUCCUCAGGAGGAUACUGGUCGAGCAUCUAGCCCCAAAAAAAUCAAGUUAUCUAGAGGGAACAGUGUUGAGAAGACUGGAAUGAAGAAGACCAACUACAGAGCAGUUUGCCCAUCAAAGCGCUGGAGCCACACCAUGUGUCUGAGUGAUCCUGAGACGGCCAUUGUCAUUGGAGGAGAAGCUUCUGACCAGACUCACUGCGAGGACUCCCUAUGGAAACUGGAGAUAGACAACGAUUUUUGGUUCCCAAUGAACUCCACCACCUCUGGACCUGUCCCCCCAUGUGCCCAUGGCCACUCUGCGACCUAUGACCCUGAUUCCAAGGUCGUCUACGUGUACGGUGGCCUGAGGGAGGGCCAGCGCUACAGCGACCUCUAUAUCCUCAACACUCUAACCUGGAAGUGGAAGCUUGUCACAGCAAGAGGUGAUAUCCCCAUGUUGGCCUACCACUCUGCAACUAUCUAUAAGAAAGAGCUCUUUGUUUUUGGGGGGGUUCACCCAAGCUGCUGUCCUGGAGUCAAGGCCUGCAGUAAUGCUCUGUACAUUUUUAACCCAGAGUUUGAGCUCUGGUACCAACCCAUUGUCGAGGGGGACCGACCUCUACCUAGGUUUGGGCACACAACCACGCUUUUGUCCAACCAGUUGCUCAUUUUUGGUGGCAGGAAGACUGCAACCUACCUAAACGACCUCCACAUUUUGGAUCUCGGCUUCAUGGAGUACACAGCUGUGAAAUAUGAGAACAUGCCACCGCUGCCUCGAGGAUAUCAUGCAGCACUGCCAGUAUCAGACAACAGGAUGCUGGUCAGUGGCGGUUGCAGUGCUGUUGGAGCCCUGCAGGACGUUCAUAUCUUCAACACGGACACCAGUAUGUGGCAUUCAGUGGUCUCCCCUCUGCUCUGUGCCAGGCCUUGUGCUGGACACAGUGUGAUUAAUCUGGGAGGCUCUGUCAUCUCAGAUGCUGAUAAACAGAAGCAGGGAGAGUAUGCCAACAUCCACUGCACCCUCUUGGUGUUUGGGGGCUCCGACUGCGCUGGGACCUUCUACAAUAACACAAUGAAGUGCACAGUGGAGAUCCCUGUAGAAUAAGAGACUGGAUCUUAGGGGGAGACGAUAACGACCUUAUUGGGGAAAUAAUGAAAAUAAAUUGACUUUUUAUCCAUGUAUCUGGUUUACACAUUCUAAAUAAUAUGAAUGUGCCAUGGGCGGAACUCGUACAAGGACUUUUGAGUCCUUGGUAUUUUCUGUUCUGCGUAAAGGCUCUGUUACGUUUGGCUUAGAUUUCAUCAAGUCUUCAGUUAGUUUUAUUGUGGCUGCUUUAGGCCCCUUUGUUUGAUCUGUGCUGUAGUCUUAUCUGAUCAGCUUUUUUUCCUGGGGGGGGCUGAUUGUCAGUUAUGGUGCAAGUGAUGCCUUUUUAUCCCAUUGUGGUGUUUCACAUUAUGGGUCGUGGCCCAUUUGUUUUAAGUGGCAUUUUUCCCAUUGAGAAGAUGGUAUACACAUCAGAUCUGACAAGCAAUCUCUUCUGUUUUUUAGAUAUUUUCUCAUCAAUGUGUGUGUUAUCACAUGGUAGAGCUGAAAUCAAUUUUCUGUUUUAUUUGAAUUUAAGUAAGUUGAACUUCAGCUUUUUUACAAAACCGAUUAUUUAACAAAGUGCAGCCACUUUCACUUUCCAUAAACUUCUACAGUAACAUGUAACGGGCUAGUAUGGUACUUGGGAAUUUGUACAGUAAAUGUUUUUUUAUUGAUUUAAUACAUCACUAUUUGUUCAUGUUUUUACAUUUUGUAUUGCUUCCCUUAACAAAUCCACUUUGGUCAGCAUUGGCAUAUUUUGUGUAGAUGGGUGAUUAUGAAUAUUAAAAUAACGAAACUU
Salmo salar (Atlantic salmon) is the source of this 2770-nucleotide messenger RNA. RefSeq lists its product as uncharacterized. The record is from RefSeq and is a predicted model, not a curated record. Lineage: Eukaryota; Metazoa; Chordata; Actinopteri; Salmoniformes; Salmonidae. Gene Ontology annotation, molecular function: protein binding.